AUGUGGAAUUUCGCAUCACAAGCCCUUACAAGCAUUGGAAUGAAAAGAAGCUCCACGGAGCCGAUCCUAAGCUGUGCAGAAUGCUCGGAUGAUGAGGUCUGCUCUAAUGCUAGCAAAGAUGAGGGGCUGGAGUGCCCAAUAUGCUGGGAGUCCUUCAAUAUAGUUGAGAAUGUGCCUUAUGUCUUAUGGUGUGGCCACACCCUCUGUAAAAAUUGCGUCCUAGGACUUCAGUGGGCUGUGAUGAAAUUUCCUACUCAACAAAUCAGGAUUCCGUUCUUUGUUACUUGUCCAUGGUGCCACCUACUGUCAUUCCGGUUCAUCUACAAGGGGAAUCUGAAAUUUCCUCGCAAAAAUUUCUUCCUUCUUUGGAUGGUUGAGAGCCUGAAUGGUGAUAGGCAUAAGGCCGUUUCUGCUUCUGUCGACAGCCAACCAAUUUGGUCUCCUAAGUUCAACCUUUCGGGAACUCAAGGUACUAGUUGUAACCUUAGAAGGCCCUCAAGUAGUCAUUGUUCUGGACAAUCGGGAUCUAACAACGCAGUCCGUGUCAGUGAUGGAGAGAGACACUAUUUUUCUCUUCAUAAUGUUGUUAUUUUAAUCGUUUACUUCCUACUCACCAUUGUUUUUGCCAUCCCAUCGUUCCUCAUAUUGUACUUUGCAUACCCAACGAUCCAGAGAUUGAUUAGAGAAAUAACAUCAUAA
Molecule: messenger RNA, 699 nt
Organism: Vicia faba (fava bean)
Lineage: Eukaryota; Viridiplantae; Streptophyta; Magnoliopsida; Fabales; Fabaceae
Source: the annotation of a GenBank genome assembly